Morone saxatilis (striped sea-bass) is the source of this 1701-nucleotide messenger RNA. It is a transcript of the gene tspan14, whose product is annotated as tetraspanin 14. The coding region runs from base 70 to 954 and encodes 294 amino acids. The transcript is spliced from 7 exons. Gene Ontology annotation, biological process: regulation of vascular endothelial growth factor signaling pathway; protein localization to plasma membrane; protein maturation. The record is from RefSeq and is a predicted model, not a curated record. NCBI's taxonomy places the organism in Eukaryota, Metazoa, Chordata, Actinopteri, Moronidae. Gene Ontology annotation, cellular component: membrane.
CAUGAGACAGCCGAGUUUUCUUUGAGACUGAAAGCUGUUUCCUGUUAUCCAUUAACAGGAAGUGAUGUCAUGGUAUCCUGUGCGGUUGAUGGAGCAGGAAAUGUGUUUCUCAAUCUGGGUUCUCCUCUGUUCUGUUCUGUUCUCCUCUGUUCUGUUCUGUUCUCCUCUGUUCUCCUGGUGUGUGUCUGUCAUUGGACCCGUCUAAACGUUGGUUUUGUGUUUCAGCUGGCUGGAGCUGCCUUCAUUGCAGCAGGUUUCUGGGCGUGGAGUGAAAAGGGAGUCCUGUUGGAUCUGACCCAGGUGACCCAGCUGCAUGGUUUUGACCCGGUCUGGUUGGUCCUGGUGGUGGGCGGAGUCACCUUCAUCCUGGGAUUUGCCGGCUGUGUGGGAGCUCUGAGGGAAAACAUCUGUUCUACUAACACAUCUUUUUCGGGCGUGAUUGGCUUCAUCUUCAUCCUGGAGCUGACGGCAGCAGUGCUGGCGGUGGUUUUUCAGAGUCAGGUCAGAGAGUGGAUCAACGAGUUCUUCCUGGCAAACAUCAAAGCGUACAGAGACGACAUUGACCUGCAGAACCUUAUCGACUCUCUGCAGAGGAUGAACCACUGCUGUGGAGCUCAGGAACCUGACGACUGGAAUCAGAAUGUUUAUUUCAGCUGUAACGGGACUCAUCGCAGCAGAGAGAAGUGUGGGGUUCCUUUCUCUUGCUGCAUCACCGAUCCUGCUGACUCGGUGGUGAACAGUCAGUGUGGUUACGAUGUGAGAAACAGACCAAAGAGGGCCUGGAAUGAUGAUAUCUAUGUUAAAGGUUGCAUUGCUGCAUUAGAGGACUGGUUACCGGGGAAUCUCUACACUGUGGCCAUCGUCUUCGUUGUGAUCUCUCUGCUGCAGAUGGUGGGAAUCUACCUGGCCAGGACUCUGAUCUCCGACAUUGAGAAGGUGAAAUUCAGCUACUGAAGGCUCCAUCUGUAGUGGGUGGGGCCUCCACCUGCUUUCUUAAGUCAGACGUGCCUUCUUCUUUUCCUGUAGCUGCCAAAGUCCUGAAAGAGAACAUUUAUUGUUAUUGUUGUUUAUUUUGUUGUUUUGUCACUGCUCAGCACCAGACUGCCUUUACUUUUCCUGAAGUUUAAGAACACAAACUGAGACCUUUUCUGCUCUUUCAACCUUUGAAUGUUUAUUGAACCAGUGUGACCUUUGACCUGAUUGGCUGUUUACCUUCAGUGCCUCCUUCAUCAUCAUCAUCAUUUUGAAUUGAUUAAUCAAUGAAUCAUUCAGUCUAUAAAUCAAUAAACUAACAGUUGAACAUGGAAACUGCUAAUCAAUUAAUGAACUGAUUGAUCAAUAGCUGAAUGUGGACACGUUGAUGAAAACUGAAAAUAACUUUAAUGUUACAGGUUUUAUAAAGAACAUAAAUAGAUAUCGUUAUUAUCAGUAUCAAUGUCAGUAUCAGUUUUAUCACUAAUCGAUGUGCUGAGCAUAAAUAUGGAGAACUUUGACACUGGAUUCAUGUUAACGAGCUUUAGAUGAAUAAAGUUUUUUUUGUUCCAAUGUUUUGUGUUAAUAAAGACUUCAGGACUUUUGAGCCAAUCAAAGCCACAGGAACUUUUUCAUGAUUUAAUUUGAAAAAAAGACAGCUUUUAUUGUGAAGGGAUUCUGUUUUUAUAUAAAAGUGGAUUUUUAUAAAAAAUAAAAAGUUUGAUCUGA